CAGACCCGGGAGGGGGGGGGAUGAGUGACAUCGUGGGGGACAGGAAGCCACGAACAAGAUUUUGGACUGCUUUCAAGUUCGUGGUUAUCCAAGAAGGACACUGCAGAUAAGAAAAUGAUGUAAUAGUUUGGCCCUCAGAUCAAAGAAGCCUCAUUAAGUAAAGCUGAAUGAAAACGGGCUGCUUUGGUGGAAGGUGGCAAUCUGCAGAGGGACGAAGCCUAGUGCUUUGCCAUUCUCCUGGUGUCCAAGUCCGUCCUGCCACUCUCUUGCUGCUGUGUUUGAGACUCUCUGUGGUCUCCAGAAUUUUGAAGAACUGCAUGACUUGGCCAGCCUAUUCUAGGACCUAGCAGAAAGUCAACACAGUUCCCAGCCUGAAUCGGACAGUUACUUCCAGAAGAAAAGGAAGACCUAUGACAUCCCUGGAGAGUUUGUACCUGUGACAUCCCUGCAGAGUUUGUACCUAUGACAUCCCUGGAGAGUUACUUGCUGCAUACUUCCCUCAGGCCCUGCAGGCAAUAAAGGGCUAUCUGUCCAGGUCCUCUUUGCACUGGACACCUGCAGUUCACCUCUUAUGCACUCCAGCACCCCCAUCAGCUCCCUCUUCUCCUUCACCAGCCCGGCAGUGAAGAGACUGCUAGGCUGGAAGCAAGGAGAUGAAGAGGAAAAGUGGGCAGAGAAGGCAGUAGACUCUUUAGUAAAGAAAUUAAAGAAGAAGAAAGGAGCCAUGGAUGAGCUGGAGAGGGCCCUCAGCUGCCCGGGGCAGCCCAGCAAAUGCGUUACAAUUCCCAGGUCCCUGGAUGGGCGGCUGCAGGUGUCCCACCGCAAGGGGUUGCCCCACGUCAUUUACUGCCGAGUGUGGCGCUGGCCUGAUCUCCAGUCUCACCACGAGUUGAAGCCGCUGGAGUGCUGUGAGUUCCCAUUCGGAUCCAAGCAGAAAGAGGUGUGCAUUAACCCCUACCACUAUCGCCGGGUGGAGACUCCAGUGCUGCCUCCGGUGCUCGUGCCAAGACACAGUGAAUAUAACCCCCAGCUCAGCCUCCUGGCCAAGUUCCGCAGUGCCUCCCUCCACAGCGAGCCUCUCAUGCCACACAAUGCCACCUAUCCCGACUCCUUCCAGCAGCCUCCGUGCCCUGCGUUCCCUCCCUCGCCUGGGCACGUGUUCUCACAGUCCCCGUGCACCGCCGGCUACCCUCACUCCCCAGGAAGCCCCUCCGAGCCAGAGAGCCCCUAUCAACACUCAGCUGACACACCACCCCCGCCUUAUCAUGCCACAGAAGCCCCAGGGACCCAGAAUGGCCGACCUGUAGAUGCCACAGCUGAUAGUCAUUUAGUGCUGUCAGUGCCUAAUGGAGACUUUCGACCAGUUUGCUACGAGGAACCACAGCACUGGUGCUCUGUUGCGUACUAUGAACUGAACAACCGAGUUGGGGAGACGUUCCAGGCCUCCUCCCGAAGCGUGCUUAUAGAUGGAUUCACAGACCCUUCAAAUAACAGGAACAGAUUCUGUCUUGGACUUCUUUCUAACGUAAACAGAAACUCAACAAUAGAAAACACCAGGAGACACAUAGGAAAGGGCGUGCAUUUAUACUAUGUUGGGGGAGAGGUGUAUGCCGAGUGUGUGAGUGACAGCAGCAUCUUCGUGCAGAGCCGGAACUGCAACUAUCAGCAUGGCUUCCACCCAGCCACCGUCUGCAAGAUCCCCAGUGGCUGCAGUCUCAAGAUCUUCAACAACCAGCUCUUUGCUCAGCUGCUGGCUCAGUCAGUUCACCACGGAUUUGAAGUCGUCUAUGAGUUAACUAAGAUGUGCACUAUCCGGAUGAGCUUUGUUAAGGGCUGGGGAGCUGAGUAUCAUCGCCAAGAUGUCACAAGCACCCCCUGCUGGAUUGAGAUUCAUCUUCAUGGACCACUGCAGUGGUUGGACAAAGUUCUGACUCAGAUGGGCUCUCCACAUAACCCGAUCUCUUCGGUGUCUUAACAGUCAGUCAUGACUUCAUCGACAUUUCUAGAGCAUAGAUGCUAUUGCAGGCAGUGGCUUACACCAUUUCAGAUUUGCAACUAACUGAAGUUUCCAAGUACAUAUGUAAAUACAUAUAAUAUAUACUAUUCAUAUUUUUUAUCACCAGUUGUUUUGUGCUUUCUAGUUAAACCUGAUGCCAGUACAACAUGAUUAGAAAAGCAGGUUUUUCGUGCCUGUGCUAUAAUAAUAGGAAGCAGCUUCUUUUGUGGGCUGGGUGGUAACAAAUGAAGGCAACUGUGUCAAUAGUAUUUGAAAAGUGCUGGCAGAAUAAAAGACAGCUUUAGUCAGCCGUGUCAUUAUAAGGCAUGUUGGGUGGCCUACCAGAAAAAUAUCAAAACUGUUUAUAUAUUAAGAGUCAGGGUACUAGCAGCACUAGAGAAAUAACACUUUCAGACAAAAGAAAGCAGUCAAACCCGUAUAAUUUAAACAAUCUCACUUUUAGUGUUAUCGGCAAGGAAAAAAAAAAAAAACAGACCAAGCUUGUAAAUCAGUUAUGUAAGAUAAAUCACAUAAAUUAUUUUAUUUCUCAAGUUGAAAUACCUAUAGCUGGAUGAUUGUGCUGCUAUUAAUGGUACAUUUGAAACAAAUUGAAACUGUGAUUGGAAAAGAAACUGUGAAGCUGGGAGCCACGUUGCCUCAUAAUCUACCACUGAAAAAAAUCCAGAAUGAGUCUAAUGCAUGGAAAGGUUAAUAUGAAAAUAGCAAGAAUUGAGCAUUAUUCCCAAACUGCAAAACAAGACCAGAACUUAGUCCAAGAAUCAGCCAGGGAGGCACUUGCUCUCCAUGUAGGGAAUCAGGUCCCUGAAUUUUCCUGGUUUCUCAAGUCAGGCAGCCUGGCCGCCUUUGGAGUCCACACAGUGAGCUAGAGGACCAUGUGUGCAAAUCCUGAGUGGAGAAGAAGCAGUAAAAUAAGAGGGUUGGACAAAAGCAUCCUCUGUUUACUUACACCUUCUCAUAUUCCCAUUAAAAGGCUCAUGGCGAGGGCAGUCCUUUUGCCGCAUUUUCCCUACACGUUGGCAGAUACUAUUUACAGAUGACUAAAACAGUGGUGAAGCCUUUGAGAAAAUCUGGACACAUUGCUGGGAUGAAGUUUAUGAGUUAUUUAACUUAGUGUCUCGAUCUGCUGGUCACAUCUGGUAGCCUCUUACAAAGCUGAAACCUCAUACCUGGAAAUAACUUCACAAAUAGAAUGAUAACUUCAUAAUCCUUAUAAUCUCUGGGGAACAGCGGUACCGAAGAGUGGGACGCUUAAAAUAUAUAUACGGUAUUAAAAGCCCAUUCUUAGUUACUCUUGGAUGGUAAAGAGAGGAAAAUUCCCCACAUUUCUAGGUACUUUCAUAUAUAUAUAUAUAUAUAUAUAUAUAUAUAUAUAUAUAUAUAUAUACAAUUCCCAUCCCACCCACUAAACACUGCACUGCUUCGAAAAAUAUUUCACACCCUCUUAAAAAUGUAUAAUUUAAGAAGGUAAUUAUGCUUGUAACAGACGGUACUUCAGUAAUCCAAGAGGCUUCUUCAUUUAUACAUUCUAUCUCAAGUCUUUUUAGCAUUAGCACACAGUAGUUGCUUAUCAUUAAAUUGUAUUCAAGGUAGAAAUGAUCCUGUGAAAAAGAUACGAGUGAGUUCCUACUGUCACCUCUUGUAAGCACUAGUGUUAUCUAAUAGAAACUUUCAUAUAUGCAACAGAAAAUAGUACAUUCUACGUUAAAAUUAGGUGGUCCAUUUAGUGUUUAGAAAACCCUGUAGUUCAUUGGUUCAUCACCUAUGUAUUGUGCACCUGUAUGUGCUGGGUACAGUGUUAGGUACUGUGGAAUCCAGUGUAAACCAGAGACAGCCCCAGACUCUGGAGCUGAGAGUCUAUUAGGAAACCUGUGUAGACAUCUUCAUGUAUUUUCACUUUUAAAACAAAACAAAACCUGCGAUCGUUUUUUUUUUUCUUUUUGCUUAAAAAAAAUACAACUGAUGAUUUCUUAAUUAUCUCUACUUUGAAACUUACUUUCCUUCUCUUCUGAGCAAUCAGGUAAGGGGUGAAGUCUUCCUGGGAUAAAUGCUACUUUUCUUCAGUGCUUCGAAGUUGUUUGUUUUCUCUUACUUCCCUAUUUUCCAGUUUUCCCCCAUUUCUUUCCUUAGAAGAGGCAUUAAUAUGGUGAGUCUUCCUCAUAUGAGUACUGUUCCAUGAGAUUUUGGUACACAUGGAUUUUGCUCCAGACAUUUAACAUAACUUUCUUGAUCUCUUCACAAGUGCUCAAACUCAUCCUCUGGUAACCUUAUACCUUUGCAGAAUUAAUCGUAACCGGUUGCUUAUAAGUUACAUUUAAAAAAAAUAAACAAACCUGGAUUUUCAUGCAGCUUUGGGAAACCAGGAUGAAAUACUCCACAGAGCCUGUGUUAUUCCUUUGAAGAAAACACUUGAUUAAAGUGGUACAUUUGCAUCAUCACCAGUCAUGUCUCACCAAAAGCCCGUAUUAGGAUGCGAGUGAAAUGCAGAAGAGUUAACCCUUCAGUCGCUCUGACAGUCACAUUCUCAUUGGCCUUUUAAUGUUUCUGUUGGCAACAGUUAGCCAAAGUUGUAAUGCAUCUGUAAUGCAUCGUUUGCUUUCAGACUUCCACGUUUGCUAUUUAGCAUUUGUCCCUUGAGAUGGACAAUCCAGAAAAAAUUUAAGAGCAUUCUUUCAGAGGAUAACUCACAAAGUGGACAUGCUAAGCCAUUUUAAGACGUAGCAAUGCCAAACAUAUUUAAGGUUGCCAUGGACAAGGGUCGUGCAUUAGAGAACAACAACGAUGUGGCCUGCUCUUAAGACCCAGAACAUUUGUUGUGUUGUUCAAGCCCAUUGUUUCUGGGUUUUUUUUUUCCUGUUAAAAAAUUGAGAUGUGAGAAGUUUGUUUUAGUUAGAUGAUAUUUUACUAUAUGCCAGUGCUUUGGAAGUAUAAAGAUAACCACUUUUCAACAUAUUUACCUUUUUUUUUUUUUAACACUCUGUAUAAAUCAGGAAAAGUUGAACAACAACCUAGCACUGGCACUCAGAAUCCCCUUUUCAUUGUCUUCUAAGGGAUUAGGAGCAACAACAAAAGUUUCUUAUAAAUAUCACCUGCUAGACUUUAAGCACCUGCUUAACUUUGAAUGUGUCCCUGAUACUUGGCAUAUAUAUUCAACAACUAAAGAAAAAAAUAAUAUACAUUCCAAAUUUGUCUUCCCCGUUACGAUUUAGCAGUUGAACUGUAUGACAAGACUAGGGGAUCCUGGCAUAAUCUAUAUUAAGUUCAAAUUAAUGUAACACAAACCAACAAAAAAAGGAACUAUUUCUAUUUAAGUAAUGCUUUUGAUCAUAAUAUCUAGGCUCCAGUUAUCCUUCAAAUGCACACUUAUACUGUUACCUGAUUGUUUAUAAUAAACACUACUGUACCUAUA
Lynx canadensis (Canada lynx) is the source of this 5423-nucleotide messenger RNA. It is a transcript of the gene SMAD9, whose product is annotated as SMAD family member 9. The transcript has 9 exons. Gene Ontology annotation, biological process: anatomical structure morphogenesis; transforming growth factor beta receptor signaling pathway; SMAD protein signal transduction. The coding region runs from base 572 to 1975 and encodes 467 amino acids. NCBI's taxonomy places the organism in Eukaryota, Metazoa, Chordata, Mammalia, Carnivora, Felidae. Gene Ontology annotation, molecular function: RNA polymerase II cis-regulatory region sequence-specific DNA binding; DNA-binding transcription factor activity, RNA polymerase II-specific; I-SMAD binding. The record is from RefSeq and is a predicted model, not a curated record. Gene Ontology annotation, cellular component: heteromeric SMAD protein complex.